UAUGGUCCGCGAUGCCAACCAGUGAGCUUUCGGAUGCACUCAACCCACACGUCGUACAAACACGGUCACGACCCUCCAACGCCUCCCCGCUGUACUCAGAUAGCCUCCAACCUGUCAUACAAAGACCACAGCAAUAUGUUCCCCAUAGGAGUGAGUUAGAACUUGCGAUUUCAGAGCCUCCGCCACAGGCUGCUGCCCCUCCAUCAUCUCCUCACAAUACCGUUGCACGCUCUCGAAAUGUUAAUUCGGGGGGUGUCCACGCUGUACAGGAACUCCUUCGACUUUUAACGAGCACCAAGGAAGCUCAGGAGAUAGAGCGCAAGCGUAGAGUUGCUUGGGAACAAGAGCAGGAAGCAAAGUAUGCGCUGAAGCAGGCAGAAAUGGAGCGUCGAAUGCUUGAAAUGCGCCAAGAGAUCGCCUCACUGAAGUCCGUCAUAGGCACUCAUGGCCCAACAUCAUCAUUCACAACUCCUAGCAACUCGGCAGCUGUAUCACAAUCCAGUUUUUCACCUCCAACAGUAGAGCAGCAACCCACGCCAAGCACAUCACCCCGUCCUACCCCAGUCUCUGUGACGAACUCGAGCUUCCAGGCGCAUUUAGCCAGUGUCUCGUCAGCACAGCCGUCGACCAGCCGAUUUCAAAGUGUUCAUCCAGAUGACAAUGUGUCAGAGGCUAAUGCUAUGGAGCUCCAUGCUCUGUCGCCGUCAUUCUCACCUCCAGCGAGGUUCAUAAGUGUCGAUCCUUCCUCAUCGCGCCAAGGUGGUGCGUCAAGCGCCAGGAAGAGACAAACUCCCGCGAGUGACGAGGAAGAGAGCAGUGACUCUAGCUCUGGUACACCCCCUGUACGCCCAUUAAAGCGUAGAAGUCACCACGAUACGCGAUGUCUAACAAUUCAGCAUGCUAUGCGCAAUCACAUUUUGCGUGUUAUGCAGGUCGAAUCGGACAAAGAACUACCAGACAGCCAUCCUGAAGGUACCUCACUUGGCUCUAACGAUCCCGUUCGCUUUGUCUGGGACAAAACGCCAAAGCAAUCAGUCCAUAACGGGCGCAUGAAGGCACGUGUCCUGAAAGACCUCAAAAUCAAUCGCACGUUAUAUAAGCACGUACCGGACAAAGAAUUCAACAAGAAAUCACUAGACUCUGUAUUCGACCAAGCAUUCGUAACCCUUAGGCAGAAGUUCAAGGCUCAAAGGGACGCUUCCAUUGCUCAAAUUCAAAGACAACGAGAAGAUGCGAAGUCAAUGAAAGCUAGAAGGCUAAGCAGAAAAAAGGGCAAACUGACCAAUCGAUCAGAAGCGCGAAACAGACUAGAGGCGUUCGAACAUAUAACAUUCGACGGAGCUUUUCAAGUCGAAUGCAUGUCUUCUGAAGAAUCAGAGGCUGAAGAAGACGCUCUGGGAAACCGCUCCAUAUUUUUGCGUGUCCGUGGGUUUCCGUGGCGGAGCACCCGCCUACAGCGAUUCUUCGACAUGCUUGAUGAAGAGGAGACCUUUGAUAAGACCCUAAAACCCAAACGUGGUACUGGAAGGAAAGAACGUUGCGCAGGUCCAAUGAAGGACGGUUUCCUCCUUCCUCCAAAAGGUGUCGCGAAUUGGAUGAUUAGUAGAAGAUGGAUGAAUCAGAUGCGGAUAUCACAAUGCGACGUCUUGGACCUUCUGAGGGACGCUGUAAUAGAUCCCCCUGGGUUCGACUGGAAUCAGUUCCGGGCGCUUGGAGACGAGAGCGAGGACGAGAUUCAGAACCACAUGGGACAUGCGAGCGGAAUGCAGGACUCGGCCCAACUGUAUAACCUUCAUUCUGAAAUUACUACCAGCACACCUACGACCCUUAGUAGCUCUUCUUUGCAUAAUGCUCUAGCACCCAUAUCAUAGCAUAUUUUUCCUUUAAAUUUAUCAAAGCCCAUUA
Messenger RNA from Serpula lacrymans var. lacrymans S7.9, 1905 nucleotides. RefSeq lists its product as uncharacterized. The transcript is spliced from 4 exons. NCBI's taxonomy places the organism in Eukaryota, Fungi, Basidiomycota, Agaricomycetes, Boletales, Serpulaceae. The record is from RefSeq and is a predicted model, not a curated record. The coding region runs from base 12 to 1871 and encodes 619 amino acids.